CGUGGUGUCGGCGUCGCAGGCUGCAGUGCGUGUUCACGGCGGUGAUACCGGCAGCGGCGAGCACCUCGUACGUAGCGUCCAUCAGCGGCCGGUCCUCCCGUCACCAGGGUAAAUUACGUUUUCCCCCGCCGGGUUUCCUCCCUUGACUUCAGAAUGCAUAUAAAAGAGGACCUAAAUCCAGUGCUGCGGUACGUCCUCCAUUUCUUCAUGUGGUUCUAUGGAGUGAUCACCUUUGUGCCGUGGUUCUUGCUUUCUGGUGCGAUAGAAAGGCAGAGGGGAGCAGCGCGGGUGAAGGCCAAGCCUCUGAUUGAAGAGCCAUGCAGCCCUUUCCGAUCGGUGGACAGCUUCUCCAGCCUGGCGUCCUCCCUGUACCCCGACUGUGAUACCCUGGACAAGGUCUUCAAGCACGCCACCAAACUGUUCAAUGCCAAGGCAUGCCUGGGCACCAGAGAGGUGCUCAGUGAGGAGGAUGAAGUCCAGCCCAAUGGGAAGGUCUUCAAAAAGGUAAUCUUGGGAAACUACAACUGGAUGUCAUACGAGGAGGCCUAUUUGGUGGCAUCUAACUUUGGAGGUGGACUUUCUGCCCUUGGCCAAAACCCCCGGUCUAAUAUCGCCAUAUUUUGCGAGACGAGAGCAGAGUGGAUGAUCUCAGCGCAGGCCUGCUUCAUGUACAAUUUCCCACUUGUUACACUAUAUUCAACUCUUGGUGGUCCUGCAAUCGCCCAUGGACUCAUUGAAACAGAAAUCACCCACAUCAUUACCAGCAAGGAACUCCUGCAAACCAAACUGAGGAACAUCCUUCCUCAGGUUCCCUUGUUGAGGCAUAUUAUUCUUGUGGAUGGCAGCAGCACCCAGCAAACUGCUUACCCCGACCAUGUCACCGUGCACAGUAUGGCCUCCGUGCAGGCCCUGGGAGCCAGGCAGGCAAACAAGCCGCGGCCGUUCCCGCUACCACACGACAUUGCCGUCAUCAUGUACACGAGCGGAUCCACUGGGAUACCUAAAGGAGUGAUGAUCUCUCACAGCAACAUCAUAGCUGGUAUAACUGGGAUGGCACAGAGGAUAACGAAUCUGGGAGAGACGGAUACAUACAUUGGCUACCUACCUCUGGCUCAUGUGCUGGAGCUAAGUGCGGAGUUGGUCUGCUUGUCACGUGGCUGCCGUGUCGGCUAUUCUUCACCGCAGACACUUUCUGAUCAGUCCACCAAAAUCAAGAAAGGAAGCAAGGGUGAUGCAUCAGAACUGCAGCCAACUCUAAUGGCCGCUGUCCCGGAAAUCAUGGACCGCAUUUAUAAGAACGUCAUGAGUAAAGUCGCCGCUAUGAGUCCUGUUCAGAAAGGUCUCUUCUCCCUUGCAUACAACUACAAAAUGAAGCAGAUCUCGAGAGGGUACAGCACGCCACUGAGUGACAGGAUUGUUUUUCGGAAAGUGAGAAAAUUAUUAGGGGGAAAGAUGAGGGUCCUGCUUUCUGGUGGGGCACCUCUUUCAGCUGCCACCCAACGCUUCAUGAACAUCUGCUUCUGCUGCCCAGUUGGCCAAGGAUAUGGUCUUACCGAAACAUGUGGUGCUGGCACAAUAACAGAAAUGUGGGACUACAGCACGGGCAGAGUGGGAGCACCUUUGGUCUGUUGUGAGAUAAGACUUAAGAACUGGGAAGAAGGCGGCUACUUCAAUACUGACAAGCCUUGUCCCAGGGGAGAGAUUCUGAUUGGUGGCCCCAAUGUGACCAUGGGAUACUACAAAAAUGAGCAGAAGACCAAAGAGGACUUUUUAGUGGAUCAAAAUGGCCAGCGCUGGUUCUGUACUGGGGAUAUUGGAGAAUUCCACUCAGAUGGCUGCUUAAAAAUAAUUGACAGGAAAAAGGACCUGGUAAAACUUCAAGCAGGUGAAUAUGUUUCCCUUGGUAAGGUGGAAGCGGCCUUGAAGAAUCUCUCCAUUGUGGACAACAUUUGUGCAUAUGCAAACAGCGAUCAGUCAUAUGUGAUUGGCUUUGUGGUGCCAAAUCAGAAGGAUCUAUUAAAGCUAGCGGAGAAGAAAGGAGUGCACGGAAGCUUUGAGUCUCUGUGCAAUAACCCAGUAAUGGAGAAGGAAGUGCUCAGAGUCUUGGCAGCAUCUCCCGCAGCAGCCACCCUUGAAAAGUUUGAGAUCCCUGCUAAGCUCCGCCUUGUUUCUGAGCCUUGGACUCCUGAGACAGGAUUGGUGACCGAUGCCUUCAAGCUGAAACGCAAGGAGCUGAAGAGUCAUUACCAGGAAGAUAUUGAGAGGAUGUAUGGGGGGAAAUGAAGCCUUGGAAGGCUUUCUACCAACUUUUUCUUUUCUCCUUUCUUCCUUUGGAACAAACAGUUACUUCUAGACCUUGCUGCAGUAGAUUGGACUAAGAGCCUGUCUGCAACAAGACCUGGGAUCAAUGGAAAAGCUUGAAUAUCUGUCCUGUAUCAAAAUGUAUCUGCAAGACUCGGACCGUGGUCUAUUUUUUUUUUUAGUAGUUGGUAGUCCUAUUUAUCAAAGUCCAUUAGAGAUCUGAAUGUCCACCAUGCAGUUGGAAUGAAUGUUGGCACCAGGAACUGUACAACAUAAGUCUUCAUGCUGUAAAUCUAUUAUGAUGUGCCCAUGCUUAUGUAAUAUGGUGUGGGAGAUGUCCUUGGUCUAUGUGGGUGUGUAUAUAAUAUAUAUAGAUAUGUUACAGUUUUGUUUUUAAGGUGGAUUAUUUAAAGCGGCAGUUCAGUACAUCAAUUUUUUAUAUUUUUUUCUCUUAUUAAACCUAUUUCUCUUUAAAGUAUUUCCUAUGGGUUCUCGGGUAAGCACAUGCUCUUUAUUUCUUUGCUCAAGGUACUUGAACGUGAUAGACAAGGAGCUUAUGGGAUGAUCGCUUCACUUAGCCAGUCAGAAAACUUAAAAAUGUAUUCUGUUUGUAAAAUGAGGCCAGUUUAAUAUAUUGAUAAUUUAUUAAUUUUAACCCAGACAUACAGCAUAGUUUUGUGCAAUAUCUUUGUAGGCAGUUACAUUCUGUGGAAACCAUUCUGUAAGCAAUGAGCUUCUAUUUUAGUCUGACUAUACUGUCAGUGCAUUAAUAUCUUAUGUUCUGUCGACCAUGCUCAACCAGCAGCAAACCGGUUAUCUGUACUUCCAGUGAUCCACCUAAUAAUCUCUCAAAUAAGCAUCUCCUUGUGUCAAUGAAAGCUUGUAAUCUAGAAUAUUGCCAUAUGCUUCUUGAGCUUGAUUAACUUACAAGCUACAUGUUCCAUUCAUAUCAGUAUGCGGCAGAGUAGAUGGGGACGUGAAACACUGCAGCGCGUGCUCAAAAGCGUCGGACAUAAUGACUUGAAUGUGUUGCCUGUACAGAGAAUUCCAAGCUGUUUGUGUGUCUGUAUCUCCCAGGAAUGCCUUGUGAUCACAGCAGCAUCAGCACUGUUUCAAGUAAUCACUGCACUAGGGGAGGGGUCUGAUUAUAGGAGUAUACCAACAGGGGAGGGGUGACCAUGUUAAUGAGAGCCAGCAGGCUUAUAGAAGUAGUGAGCGUGACCAGACUACCGCUCCACUGUAACAUGGCAAACAAUAAUAACGAGGAACGGUCUGCAAUACUAAUAUCUGCCCGUAGAACGGAAGGAGUUCACAUGAGAUACUGUACAUGAGUAUCUAAGAGCACUGUGAAGUUAAAAAAAAAUUUCAUUGGAGGUAUGCUUUUAAUGUCAUAUGAUUGCUACAAUACAGUAGUACCUCUCGUUUCAUCUCUCACGAUGGCCUCCUGAAUGACCUUUCAGCUUGGUGUGACAUAACCUACGAAUGUCAGUGCUUUUAUUUCCUUUUGCUUCCACGGUUACACUACAUAUAAAGUAUAUUGGUCCUCUUCUACAUGGGCUUCCGCUUUAAAUAAUCCUUUUUAAUGUUGCAGUCUAAACUUGCUUUGUACAGUGCAUAACAUGAACUUUGUACCUGAAUCAUUGAUGAAGAAUCGGAAAGAUUUAUAAUUUAUUAAGCCCACUAAGGGGGUCUAGGUCAUUAUAUUUUUUUUUUUAAAAAGACCUAUUUGAACAAGGGUUGUGUACUGUAAAGCGUGUGUGCUGUUUGUCCUUUCUGUCAGGUUGGGUAUAAAAUAAAACCCGUCCAAGGAAUGCUCCUUCACCAAAUCUUUACUUUAUAUAGACCGCUGCCUUCAAAGUGUACCCUGUAUUUUCAGUGCUGCAGGAUUUUGUACAGCUGAAUGAGUGCUAGAUUAUGACAUAAUGCGCGACAUUAUUUCCGUAAAUCUGUAAUCUGCCAUGGUCAUUAGUUUGUUUCAUGCCUAUGGAAACAGCACAUCUGCACAGUAAACUGACUUUAGGCUUGCAUGAUAUAGGUUGAGCAACAGCAGCUGUCUUGCUGAGCCAAUGGUAAUGCAUCAGUUCACUAUUAACACUAUGCUUCACUGAUGUCAUUAGUUCCUGUUUAGUUUUGGAAGACCUGUUGCAUCCAAUAUGUGUUCAUGGCUAAUAUAAUUUGAGUAAUUCAGAGAUAAGAACACUCACUUUCCCAUUGAGUCAAAUGAGGACUUUUCUCACAGCUGUAUCAUUCCCAUUCUACAAGCAUCUGUGCUCACGGAGAUUACUUAUAUUUUAUGUUGCCUCCAUUUAUUCAGCCUUUACUGUAUUAACCCAGAAAACAGUUUUAUGGACGCCCUUUGCAUCAU
Bufo bufo (common toad) is the source of this 4666-nucleotide messenger RNA. It is a transcript of the gene ACSL3, whose product is annotated as acyl-CoA synthetase long chain family member 3. The transcript is spliced from 15 exons. Lineage: Eukaryota; Metazoa; Chordata; Amphibia; Anura; Bufonidae. The record is from RefSeq and is a predicted model, not a curated record. Gene Ontology annotation, cellular component: plasma membrane; endoplasmic reticulum; lipid droplet. Bases 154 to 2283 code for a protein of 709 amino acids. Gene Ontology annotation, biological process: long-chain fatty acid metabolic process; neuron differentiation; long-chain fatty-acyl-CoA metabolic process. Gene Ontology annotation, molecular function: long-chain fatty acid-CoA ligase activity.